AUGUCUGAGAAAUGGUGGCGUGAACUUGGUGAGGUGCUAGUUCAGGAGGGUUAUCUCACUGAGAAAUCGGUGAGCAAGUUUACCAUUAUAAAACUCGGUGCCAAAGGUUGGACAGCUGUCAAACAAGAUCCAAUAACUGCUAGUAGCAAUGGUGGCGGUGGUAAUGUGUCGAUUAUGAUUCCUUCAACCUCUGGGCUGUUAAAAGAGUACAAGGCAUCAAAAUCAGCUUUGAGAGGCGAAGUACUUGCAAAAGCCGAAGCAAACCGUGCCAAUCUACAACAAAAGAUCAAAGACAAGGCUCCAAUAGUUGAUAUAUCACUCAUCUCUGAACUGCUUACCAGGUUAAUUGUAUUUAGAAAACAAUUGUCGUCACAACUCAAUAUUCCACCCUAUAUUGUCUUCUCUGAGAAGUCACUUCGAGGAAUAUCACAAACUAGACCAUUGACACUGGAGCGACUACAACAAAUCGAUGGAAUGGAAGUGAAAAAGGUAAAAGAUCAUGGUCAAGCAAUCAUUUCAAUUGUUGAACAGUUUUGUAAAGAGAAAUCAAUAUUUGAUAAUAAUAAUAAUAAUAACAAUAAUAAUGGUAGUAUAAGUCCAGGAAAGAAAGUGACAACUGUAUCACCACCUUCUCUUAGACGACCAUCAACAGGUUUGAAUUUAUAUAAUGUUGUUAUCAAUUUGGACGAUGAAGAUGAACAGGAUCAGGAGCAAAUUGAAAUUGAUAAAGAUAAUGAUUCUGAAGAUGAGGACCUGGAAGAAUCAAAGUCAUUGUUAAAUGUGAAAAGAAAAAGGGAUAUAGAAGAGGAGCAAGACGAUCAACCUGAUGAAGAUAUGAUUGAUGAUAGAGAUUCUAUUUUCAUGGACGAUAUUGAUUCAUCUUUUCAAGAGCAAUUGGAUCAACAUAUUGAAAAGAAGAAUAAAUUAUCAACACCAACAACAUCAGCAUCAACAACAACAACAACCACCACAACAUCUACAACAACUACAACAAAUAUUUCACCAUCCGUUUCUAGAAAUGGAUCAGGUUCACUUAAACUUCUACCACUUAUUCCUAGAGCUUCUUCGAAAGAUAGUAUUUUAUCUAGUAAAAUCCCUCCAGAUACAUCGGAUAGCACCUAUUUCAUCUACUCAUUCAAUAACAAGAUCGAUACACCCGAUACAGCAAGACUGUUAUCCAUUUUUAAAUCUAUGAGAGCCAAUUCUCUUUCUUCAAGAUAUAGCAAUUAA
Molecule: messenger RNA, 1230 nt
Organism: Heterostelium album PN500
Lineage: Eukaryota; Evosea; Eumycetozoa; Acytosteliales; Acytosteliaceae
Exons: 1
Coding region: 1-1230 (409 amino acids)
Molecular function (GO): nucleic acid binding; nucleotide binding
Source: RefSeq, a predicted model, not a curated record